Messenger RNA from Phyllopteryx taeniolatus (common seadragon), 8599 nucleotides. Its product is annotated as BRD4-interacting chromatin-remodeling complex-associated protein. NCBI's taxonomy places the organism in Eukaryota, Metazoa, Chordata, Actinopteri, Syngnathiformes, Syngnathidae. Bases 1957 to 5220 code for a protein of 1087 amino acids. The transcript is spliced from 15 exons. Gene Ontology annotation, cellular component: SWI/SNF complex. Gene Ontology annotation, biological process: positive regulation of DNA-templated transcription. The record is from RefSeq and is a predicted model, not a curated record.
ACAAUUGUCUCUCUCGGGAAAAAAAAAAGAAAAACAAUGAGUUUAGUUGGGCAUUUUAGGAGAGUAUAGGUUUACAAGAAUAAUUAGAGGAUUUCAGGGGGGGUGCAGUAAAUAUUGGUUGAAAACAGUAUUGUUAGAUGGGGGAGAAUGGUCAUGUGAGGUGAAAACAAUAAUUUACAAUUUGUAAUUUUACAAGAAUAAGUUGUGGUGAAUGAAGUUGGAAUUUAACAUUAGGAAAACUACAAUAAAAAAACAGUGCAUUGUAGAAUUUUUUUUUACAAGAAUUAAGUUGCAAUUUACAAGUUGUAAUUCUAAAAGAAACUUUGGAUUUUGGGGGGAAUACAUUUGGAAUUGCAGGCAAGAAAAGUAAUAUUGAUUGAAAAAAAGUAAUUUUACAUGGGGGGGGGGGGGGGUUGUAAUGUAAUUUACAAGUUCUAAUUCAUAAAAAAAAAUAAGUCCAUAAAGUUUAAUACUGUAUGUAAUUUUUAAACGAAAAUGUUUUUUUUUUUUUAAGUGAGAAUUUGCAGUGGAUGAAGUUGGGAUUUACAUGAGUAAAGAUGCAAUUGUAGUUAAAUAAAAGUGAAUUGUUAACGCAAUAUUGACAGACUCGUUUAAGUGUUCACAAUAAUUAUUAUUAUUUUUUUAACCAUGUAGUCAUCAUCCGACGGAGGCUGCUCUUACAUAUGCAUGCACGCAUCUGUAAUAUAAUAUUACAGGAAAAAAAAAUACACAUUUUAUGAGUUUUAAUUUUACACGAUAAAAGCCAUAACAUGAGUCAGCAAGAUUUUUCACAAGGAAAAAUUCAGGAAUUUUAGCAGACAAAAAAGUUGUAAAAUCUAUCUUAAAAAAAAAAAUACAAUUUUACGUUAGAAAAAGAAAUUGUAAUUUAUAAUUGAGGUUUUUUUUUUUUUUUAAGUGUUAAUUUUGGGGAAUUUUAAGUGAAUAAAGUUGUAAUUUUACAUGUGUCGAUAAAUUGUAAUCUAAUUUUGUGUGAGGAAAAAAGACGUAAUGGGGGGGGGGGAAUCGUAUUUUAAGGUGGAGAAAAGUAAUUUACGAGUUGCAUUUUUAUCAGAAUAAUUUGGGGUUAACAAGAAACAUUUUAGGUGAUUAAUAUUAUGGGAGAAAAUACAUUAAAUUAGUGUCAUGAAAAAAACGGUCAAUGAAGUCAUAACAAUAUAGACUGUAUUAAUGUACUAUAUUAUCACAAAGUAUAAAGUUAUAAUUUCGACAAGAAUCAUUUUUUUGAAUUUUGGGGAGAAUGAAGUUAUUCCUUUGUUAUUGUUUUGGAGCGGUUGAAAAAGUUGUGGAAAAAAGUGAAUUUUUCAAGAAGAAAUAUCAACACUACGAAAGGUGUUCAAGUGUUGCUGUUAUGAUUAUGAUUUUUUUCUUGUUGUUGUUUUUGUUCUCGGCGUAGUUAUGGCGUGGAGCUCGGCAGUGAAAGCGGGGGCUCACCUCCGGCUUGGUCCGAGCGAGGCUGCUCAGGAGGCGGCGACCCCUCCACCUUGGCAGCCCCGCGGUGGAUCUCUUUUCUUUCUCUCCCCCCCCCCCCCCCCUCUUUCUCUCUCCCCCCGCACCUUUGUGUUGUGCGAUCGACUCUUGCAGUCUGUUUCUCACACCCACCCCUCACACACACACACACCCUCCACUUCCCCCCUCCUCCUGCGUUUAGCAUCUGAAAGGAGCUCUGAGUGAGAAUCGAUGGCGCAGAGGCCCGCUUGACAGGACAAUAAAGCACAAAGAAGGGACCCUCUGCAGCAGCCAUGCUCCAGCGGCAGCCGCCGUCCCCCCGCAGCCGUCGCAUCCUCCUCGGCCAGGAGUCCCCCCCGUCCCCGUCCUCCCCCAGCAGCCGCCGACUCCUUCAGACGAGCGAGCCCGGCCACAACUCCCCAUGAGGCGGCCACCAGCACUCGCACCGACCGCUCUGUAUGGAGCCCCUCGCCACUGAAGUAAGUGGACAUGGAGGAUGAAGACGGGACUUGUCUUCUUGAUGUUUUGUGUGACCCCCAAGCCCUGAACGACUUCCUUCAUGGGACCGCUGAGCUGCAGACCGAAGACCUGCUCAUUAGCGCCUCCUCUGGGGAGCCGUCUCUCUUUGCAGACGCCCCGAGUCCCGUCUCGCUGCUGGGGGACGGCGGAAGCUCCCCGAGUACGCCACCGCACGGCUGCGUGGAUCUCUCCUUCCUGGAGGAGGCCCUCCUCUCGUCACCGGAGGACACGGACGACGCCGGGCGGGGGGAGGUGCCGCAGGCGGCGUCCCCGGUUGAGCUCGGAUGCCAGUCGGAGGAGGAGGUGGCGGCGAAGGAGGAAGAGGAAGUGGCCUGCUGCGACAUCCUGCAGCAGAGCCUGAAGGAGGCUGACAUUACGGAGCAGACAGUCACCCAAACGGGAGACUCGCUUUACCCGCCCGCGCUGCCGUUUGCCAUCAAGUCCGUCGUCCCGGCCUUACCCAGAGACACUCAGGCGGCCGUUGAGCCCCCGCAGCCCUCCUUGCUGGCCGUGGGGCCGGGGUGUCCAUCCCUAAAGCCUACCCCCCCUCCUCAGCUGAUGGGGCUCCUGCCCGGGAAUGUUUUCCCCGCCCCUUCGCCGGAGACGUCCUUGGUUCAGGGCUCUGGUAUGAUCCUCCAUAAAGCCGUCAGUGCCCGGCCUCUCGUCGCCCCGGCCGCGGGGAUCGUCCUGCAGCGCACCCCCCUCCCCAUCCAACCCAAGCUUCCCAUCAGCAUCCAGCCAAGACUGGUCCAGAUCAGCCCGAAGCCGUUGGGGCAAAAACUGGUUCCUGGGACCACCUCGCCAAAUAUUCUCCUUUCCCAGCAGCCUUCCACUGCGGUCCCGGCGGCCCCCGAGCCGCUCCCCAAACCCGUCCGCCUGCAGCUGCUCAACCAGGGCGGCUCCUUCAUGCUUCAGCCUCAGGGACUCUUUCAAGGCCAAAAUCAGUUCCUUCUACCAGGUCAGUCCCAGGUUACCAUCGCCCAACCUGCUGCCGGAGCUUUGCUGACCGCCACUCCCCAAGGCCCGCGAGGGACUCCCUUCGGCGGGCAGAUCGUGGACGGCUCACAGUUCCUCACAGUGCCCCAGAGACAGCUCAACUUCAGCCCCGUGUUCGCUACGGGGCAGCUGGCCCUCGGUCAGGCCGCUAUCUUUUCUCCUACCGUCUUCCAGAUGCCGGCGCAGCUCGCCACGGGCUACGCGAACAGCGGGCAGGGGCAGAGAGCCACCCUGGUGCACGGACCGGCUGUGGGAAACCGCAUCACCUUGAUCAACGGCUCCGGGAUGCUCCCCUCGGACUUGGCCUCCAUAUCCAUCGUCAACGCCCCCUCGGUGGUGCAGGGCCUGCCUUUGGCGGCUCAGCCCACGCGGGCGGCCGUGACCGACGCCCCGCGGGGCCUCCAGGCCGCCUCGGUGGCGCUUCUGCCCGAGAGAGGUAUCCCCGAAGAGAGGGGCGGCUCGGAGGAAAGUUUUCAACAACAGCGCUUGGGUCCAGUGAUCCAGCAGCAGGUGUCGGUCCGGCCCCUCGUCCCCUCGCCACCCGUGGCGACCGUCCUGCCGCCACCACCUGAACCGGCGGCGGCCCCCGACGUGGCCCACGUGGUGAAGGAUGUGGCCCAGUCCCUGAGCCAGGACCAGGACUUUAUCAAACAACUGCAACAGCAAGCAUUCGGCUCUCCUGUUACAUCCGACAUAUUGGUUGGAGUUGCACCAGCGGUAUCGGUUGACUCUCUAACCUCGACGGUGGACAACGAGCAAGAGAGCCAGCCAGCGACCAUCAUGUCGGACUCGUGUCCGGACGCCUCGCCGCUGCCCUCCGACUCAGAGGACGCGUCCCUGCUGGGCUCGUCCCCUUCGCUCCGGGACUCAGCCACGUUCCCCGAUCCGAACCCCCUUUCUGGACUAGAGGGCUCGUCCCCGCGGCCGCAAGUCCAGUACCAGGUUCCCCAUCAGUUCCAGGGCUCGCAGACUUUGUUCAUGCACAGUAGAGGCACACUUGCCUCACCUUCCCAGGCACCGUCCUCUGAGCCUACUUUGACCCCCAGCAUCACAGUGCCUCAACAUCAGCCGGACCCCUCAGAUGUAGGGGGGGUAGACACCCCCAUCCAACAGCACACACAAAUCACACCAACAGCUGCCUUGGUCCUCGAGAGCGACGUACUGACUCCCGACGUCCGGUCGCCCUCCCCCAACACCCAGGAGUGGGACCAUUACGGGCUCGCAGCUCCCAGGGAGUGUGGCCACGUGCCAAGAAACCAGCAGCUGGCAGGCGUGGAGCUGCAGUCGGAGGAACCACUAACACCAGCAACACGACGUCACAGGUUCCAACAGCUGCUUUGCUCGGACCAUCUGGCGGUCCAGCACCCGCGCACCGGCCCGGCCUUCCGCACCCUGACGGAUGCUGCCCGCCGCCUGUUGCCGUACCACGUCUGUGCUGGACACACACCCUCUCAGGAGGACUUCGCUUUAGUGGACCAGGAGUUUGACACUGUGUCGGGGUUCCUGCUGAAGCGCACCAAGGACAUGGUGAACAAAUACAGGCAGCUACUGGUCAGGGAAACAUGGCAGGAGAGUCCGUCCGCUGAGAUGGUGAUGCUGGAGCGUCUCUUCCUGCAGGCGGAGCGCUUUUCCCUGGGAGAGGACAGGCAGCGGGCAAACAAAGACCCAGAGUCUUUCCUGAUGUCCUUGACCUCAUCAGCAUCUUCCUCACACCGCUCGGGGUCCUUACAGCCUCCACCACCAGCCCAGGCCUGUGUCCCAGCCUGGACUAGACUGUCAGACCGCCCGCCUGGACUCAAGACGUACCGUUCCAGCUCACGCGGGGCGCUCAGGCUCACCAUCAAGCAAGAGUGCGGCUACCGCAAGGUGGUGCGCAGCUCCAUCGCCGACUCUGGUCCCAAGCGGCACCACGUGGGGCAGCUCUCCAACGGUGGCGGCGGGGCCAACGGAGUGUCACGGCAUCCUCGACGCGAAGACAAGAUCCCCAAUGGAGUGGAAUCCAAAAAGAAAAACCAUCUUCCGGCGCCUCCCCCGCAGGACACCCCCAGGGUCAAAUGCCUCAGGUUGGACGUGCCGCCACCCCUCAGCUCCCUGGAGGAAGACAUCGUGCUCAGCGAACAUCUGCAGAGCGCCAUCGACAGCAUCCUGGAGCUACAGCGGCUGCAGGGACCAUCGGCAGGCCCCCUCGGGAGGGCCCCGGACCAGCCUGUCAGCAGCGCCUUAGGGAGUCACCUGUGAGGCUCCACCAGGAUGUAGGAACUCCCAGCUGAGCCAACCAAAAGCUUGACUUUUGUCUGUUGCUAGGAAGAUUUUAAUCCAUGCAUCGGUCGUUCUUUUCAUUUGGCAGUGGAAAAAGUGACUUUUUUUUGGUCAUUUGUUUUUCCAAUCUAACAAAAAACACAUUUUUCAUACUUCAUUUUUUGCCUCAAUAUCUUGCAGAUUUCGUAGCAGGGCUCGGUCUCUAUCACCCCGUGAAUGGCAAGGGUUCACUGUAUUUGCGCCAUACUGUAUGGACUUACUGCACAAUGUUUGAAAGAAGAAUGAAAAUAAUGCCAUUGUCUACUAGGCCACGUGGUGUUUUGUGUGGACAUAAACGAGUUGAAAACAAUGCGAUUGGACAAUAGCAAUUAUGCGUUCCUUCUUCUGAUUCACAGGUUUUGUUUCUCUGAAAUGUCGAGGAACAAAACGUGUUUAGAGUCUAAAGUUAAUACAUUUAAAAAAAAAAAAAAAAGGCUUUUUUUUUUGUUCGAGUUAAAGCAAAAACAAGUUUUUAUGUAUUUUUUGGGAAGCGGGGAGUGGUGCCAAUUGAAAACGGAAGGUACUUGAUACGCCGAUUUAUUUUGAUUGUGCGUUUGGAAUACGAUAAGGAAAUAUGACAAAGAAGAAGCACUAUUGAUAGUCCAUUAGGUGUUAAGAUACCUUAUUAUUGUGUACCUUUGUGCUGAAAAAGUUUAUUUGAAUAGGAGCGCUAUGGUUUCCGUAGUAUUUUUUAUUUUUAUUUUUUUAUUUUUUCCCCAGCAGUGCCAAGCUUCCAGGGUAUUUAUUUUGAUAACGUGUGCCAAUGUUUCAAGUCAAACUAACUCCAAAGAACUUGUUGCCCUUGCCCCCACAAACACACCAGCAACGCUCGGAUCCUCUCGGGAAACCCGGACCACUACUAGACGCAUCGUAGCUCAAGCUGUGAAAAACAAAGUUCCUGGAGAGAGCGACGACAACCAUGUUGGAUGUUUUUUGUAAAGCAAUAAUGUCUCCGGAAUGAAGGAGAAGGCAGAGUAACAGGAGGAUCUUGCUUGUUGUUGGGUGAUGUCGCUUUCAUUGCUUUAGUUUUGUUGUUCUGAAGAGAUGUGGGCGUGGAGACUUGGACUAAAUCGACUUGCAUGAAUCGUGGACAAAGUAACUUGGGAAUUAUGUAGACUUGGACCAAAGGACUUGGCACAUGCGUGAGAGUCCAAAUGAUGUGGAAUCUACACAGUACUUGGACUAUAAACACUUCAGGACUCCCCUGAAACCCAGGCCGAACGACUUUAGACUUGCUAGCAACUCAUGAAUCAUUUGUGACUUUUGACUCUCCGGACCCAGACGACUCGAGACCCAGGACUUAAAUGACAGUCGGACCACAAGAUUUUCAACCUGCAUAGAACUUUCAUGAGAUCAAAUGACGUCGGAUAUGUACGAGACAUGGAACUAAACCAUUUUUGACUUGCUUAAGACCAGGACUAAAUCACUAGGCAAGGUUCUUAAUACAGCAUUUGUUUGAGACUAAAUGAUGUGGAACUUGCAUGAAAUGUCCAAGUAACUUGGGAACUUGAAACAAGACUCCAACUAAACCUUUUAGGACUCCCUUGAGAAGGACAUGUGAGACUUGAUCCUAAUGACUUUGGACUUGCUAGCAACUUUGAGAAUAACUUGGAACCUUGGUUAAGACUCGGGGCCCAACACUUAAACCAAGUGACACUAGACACAAAACUCGGACCCAAAAAUAUGCAGCUCACAUACAACUUGCUUGAGAUCUGCAUUGUACUUGGACUAAAACCCUUCACGACUCCCCUGAGACCUGCGCCAAAUGACUCAUGUGAGACUUGAUCCGAAUGGCUUUGGACUUUCUAGAAACUUUGGGAAUCACUUGGGACUUUGGUUAAGACUCGGGGGCCAAAGACUUGAACCAAGUGACUCGAGACAUAGAAGUUGAAAGACACUUUGACCAAAAGAUUUAGGACUCGGAUUGAACUUUUAUGAGAUCAAAUGAUUUGGGUUAUGCGCAAGACUCAAACACAACCUAUAAACUAAAGUAUUUACGACUUGCUUAAAGCAAGGACUAAAUCACUCGGGACUUCUUAAUCUUAGACUCGGACCAAAUGAUGUGGAUGUUGCAUAAAACAAGUUGUGGAAGACUUGAACCAACCAAAAGAGACUUGGACUAAACCCUUCAGGACUCCCCUGAAAUGAAAUGUGAGACUUGAUCCAAGUAACUUUGGAAUGGGUCGCAAACUCAGGACCAUGACUCAGGCAUUUGCUUGAGACUUGGACCACCUUUUAUACAAGUUUCAAAUCAUUUAGUACCUUGGGACUUAUAGUAGACUAACCAAGUGACCCUCUAGUUCCUAGACACUUGUUUCUGGGCUUGUUUCUUGGAACUAAAACCUUUAGGACUCCCCCCAGGAGUUGGACCAAAUCACUCAUGUGAAACUGGAUCCGAAUGACUUUGGACUUUGGUUAAGACUCUGGCAUUUGCUUUGAGACCUGGACCACGUUAUGUCAUUUAGUACCUUGGAACUUUUGGUGGACUUGCACAAUGUGACUCAUGAGUUUCUCUAGACUUGUUUCUGUACGAGAUUUGGACUAAACCAAGACUAAGACCAGGAACCAAAUCCCUCCAUACUUCUGUUGGUCAUUUGGAAGCUUUUGUUAACGUGACAAUCUUUUUCUCCAUCCAUUAAAUUUCCCCCAAAUUUGUGGGGUUUUUUUGGGCAAAAAAGGUGGUGGUGCAACUUUAAAACCUAAGACAAAAAAAUUGCGACUGAACAACUUUUCACUACCACAUCAGACUUGUCUCUGUGUGAGACUUGGACUGAACCCCUUCAGGACUCCCCUGUGACUUCCCACAUGAUCACUUUUUGAAUGGUCGCAGUAAGAAUAUGCAGUACUUUAGCACGCAAAACCUCGUUCAGAAACAUCAUCCAGGGUUUCGACCGGAGGUUUUCAAGGGAAUGCAGUAUGGAGAGAAAGAAGAAGAAAAAAAAAAAAAAAAAGAUGUCAGAGUGACUUUUUCACUCCUUGCCAACGCCACUUUGUUAAAAAGAAAACGGCGUCAGUCUAAUGGAAGCCCUUCUGGAAAGAGCCGCCUCGUGUGCCAUUGUCGCCGUCGUGUCCGACACUGACCGUUUGGAAAUGAUCUCUCGCAGUCCUCUUUGGGAAAUAUUUCCAGGGACUGAUUGUUCUCAUGCCAAAAUCUAGAGGCCUUAAACCAGCGUAGCUUGGAUUGUCAACAACAAUAAAAAAUGUGAUCGCCUCAAGCGAUUCGUACCACUUGUUUUUUUGUUUUUGUUUUUUACUGCUUUUACAGACUAUUUAUGAAAACUGUGAUUUUGUACAAAAGAAUAAAAAAAAGUGAAUGUGA